Coccomyxa subellipsoidea C-169 is the source of this 2707-nucleotide messenger RNA. RefSeq names its product OPT superfamily oligopeptide transporter. The transcript has 13 exons. The record is from RefSeq and is a predicted model, not a curated record. Gene Ontology annotation, cellular component: membrane. Gene Ontology annotation, molecular function: oligopeptide transmembrane transporter activity. Lineage: Eukaryota; Viridiplantae; Chlorophyta; Trebouxiophyceae; Coccomyxaceae. Bases 248 to 2401 code for a protein of 717 amino acids.
GUAGUAUAGGCUUUACCUGGCGUCUACUGAUCGAUCUCGUGGAUGCUCCUCCGCUUGCAUCAGAAAACGCGUUCUGGAACGGCGCACGUAGCAAAGAUCUAGAUCGGUGUUAUGGCCCCGUGAGUUCGCAGUCAGGUUAUAACUCUCAUACGCUGCAGAGAGAAGAAUGGUUCGGAAAAUGUAGUUUGUACGCUUGGACACGCGAGUCACAAAGGUGGAUUGAGUGGGAGGGACGAGCUCACUCACCAUGGCCACAGCAUCGAGACGGCAGCAUGUGGCGCACGCCAUGCAAGGGGAAGACUUGGUAGAGGCAGCCUCAGCCCUGGCCAACCCUGCACGCAGAGCACAGCUGCAGGAGUCCCCCUCCACAAUCCACCGCAACCUUGAGAAUGUCACAGGCAUCAUUGGGGCUCAUGACCUUGUCCACUGGCGCACAACCCUGACGGUGAGGUCAGUGGUGCUGGCGGUGAUAUUUGGCAGCGUCUUCUCCAUCAUAGUGCACAAGCUCAACCUGACGGCCGGGGUCAUCCCCUCCAUGGGCAUGGCCAUCGCGCUCAUCAACUUCUUCACAGUGCAGUCCUGGAACGCGCUGCUCAAGCGCUUCAACAUCAAGACCCUCCCCUUCACGCCCCAGGAGAAUGCUGUCAUGCAGACCUGUGUGGGUGCCACAGCGGGCCUGGCGUUCACCGGGGGUUUCGGCUCCUACCUGAUCGCCAUGGACCAACAGAGCUACCUCAACCUCGGCUCCACAGUGGGCAACUAUGCCUCGGAUGUGUAUAAUCCGGAGCUGUGGCGGACGAUCCCGUACCUGCUGUGCAUAUCGCUCAUCGGCAUCUUCAUCCUGCUGCAGCUGCGCAAGCGCUUCAUCGUGGAUUAUGGGCUGCCCUACCCCUCCGGCACCGCCUCGGGUGUCCUCAUCAACUCCCUGCACAAGAUCGGCGACAAGACUGCCGGGCGCCAGAUGAAGACGCUGGGGACGUGGGGCUUUUCUUCUUUCGGCUUCUCCUUCUUCAAGUGGUUCUUCAGCGCCAAGGGGGAGAAGUGCAGCGGAUUUGAGGGCUUCCCCACCUUCGGCCUCACAGCCCUCAAGUGGACCUGGAGCUAUGACUUCUCCUUGACCUACAUUGGAGUGGGCAUGAUCUGCCCACACAUCGUGAAUGUGUCCAUGAUGCUGGGGGCCAUCCUGUCCUGGGGUGCACUCUGGCCCCUCCUGGCCACCAAGGCCGGCGACUGGUUCCCUGCCGGACUCAGUGAGCAUGACUUCAAGGGGCUCUUUGGCUACAAGGUGUUUGUGGCCAUGGCGGUGUUUCUGGGCGACGGCCUCUACAACUUCACCAAGAUCGCGGUGGUGUCGCUGAUCGCCAUCAACAAGACGGUGCGCGCCAAAAAGGAGCAGCUGCCCGUCAGCCUCCCGGCCCCACACCCAAAGACGCCAUCUGAGGCGGGAGGCAGCGCCGGUGACGAAGGAUCGCCGCUGUCGGACACCGAGGCCGCCAAGCUGACGGAGCUGCGCAACCGCGUAUUCCUAUCGGACCCUGUGCCCUGGUGGAUUGGAGGGGUGGGCUAUGUGCUGUUUGGGGUCCUUGGGGCGGUAGUGAUUCCCCUGCUGUACCCGGCCGUCAAGUGGUACAUGGUUGCCGUGGCAUUCUUUAGCGCCCCUGUCUUCUCGGUGUGCAACGCAUAUGGUGCUGGGCUGACGGACUGGGACAUGGCCUCGCUGUAUGGCAAGCUGUGCAUCUUUGCCUUUGCUGCCUGGGCAGGCCACAGCGGCGGCGUGACUGCCGGGCUGGCCAUCUGCGGAGUCAUGCUCUCUGUCACCUCAGCUGCCUGCUCGCUGAUGGGGGACUUCAAGACGGCGUGGAUGACGCUGUGCAGCCCGCGCUCCAUGUUCAUAGCGCAGGUGGUGGGCUCCUUCCUGGGCUGCAUCAUCGCGCCCCUGACAUUCCUGCUCUUCUACAAGGCCUUUGACAUCGGCGUGCCCGGCUCCGCCUACCCGGCCCCCUACGCCACCAUCUACCGCGCCAUGGCCGUCCUCGGUGUAGAGGGCGUGGCGGCGUUGCCGCAGCACUGCAUGUCGCUGUGCGCGGGCUUCUUUGCUGCUGCGAUCGCCAUCAGCGCUCUCCGUGACGUGCUGCCGGAACGUUAUGCGCGUUUCGUGCCCAUACCCAUGGCCGCAGCCAUCCCCUUCUACAUCGGCGCCAACCUGGCGGUGGACAUGUGCAUCGGGUCGGUGGUGAAGCUGGUGUGGGAGCGGCGGAGGCCGACGGAGGCCGACUCGUUCGUGCCGGUGGCGGCUGCGGGCUUGAUCGCCGGGGACGGCCUCUGGUCGGUGCCUGCCGCCAUCCUGGCCAUGGCCAAGCUCAAGCCGCCCAUCUGCAUGUCCUUCUCCCCCGGCUCAUAAUUGCUAUAGGAGGAGCGAUGAUUCUUCACUGCUUCCUUGAUAGGGACAUAGAACUUGGACCUCUCUGACCGUCCAAAGGGUGCGACCGCGCGCCCUGUGACAGCUGCUCUCUUGAUAGGGGCAGAACAUUUGGGCCUCUCUGACAGCAGGAAGGUGCACCAUUCUUGGACGCUUGCUCCCUUGAGGGGGCCACAACACUUGGAGCCCUCUGACGGGAGAAAGGGUGCGGCCACGUGCCUGUGCUAACUGCUCUCUUGAUAGGGGCGCAGCACUUGGACCUUCAAUACAGAUACAGAAAGGGUGUGC